AUGCUUCAGGUACACUUGAUGGCGGAAAAGGUGACAAUAUGGUCUUUUUUAAUCAACCUCCAAGUGUCAGGCUUUUGUCUGAUAAGUCCAUCGUCAAACUGGUCCCCCAACGCUGCACAAAGUUUUGUAGAGAGGCAAAGCAUUGCUUGCUCCGAUAUUUCUUGUAACGGAACAUAUCCGGAUGCAUGCUGGUGCUCUACACCAUUCACAAGAACUUUGUCUAAGAAUGGAGACAUCCAGAGAAACAAGUUUCUGAUGCUAGAUCCGUUUACUGGGAUCAUGAGCUACCAAAAAUACAAAGGGGAGACAUUAAAUAAGAUGGUUGUCUGUUAUGCACAUUCAGCUGAAGGGCCAGUUUCUUCUUCUGCUUCUCCUGACCCAUGGGCGCACUCCUUCUACACUUCUUUAAGCCGCAUGAAAGCCAUUUUGCAACUUAGAGAUCGCAGAAGCUCGCUCACAAGAUACAAUUCUGGCCACACUCUGCCUCAGCUUCAGAGUUUGCCUCCUCCAGCGGCCUUUAAGGUUAAGUUUCACAAGUGUGCGCAGGUGUUUGCUCAAUCUGACCCUCCACGGCUGAUUUUCUUCCUGCUCAUUCACAACCUGAGCCCAGUGGGUGGCACAAACCUCUCACAGGUGGCCAUUCGAGACUCCAUAAAUGGAUUAGUACCUCCAAAAACUGGAGGCAAGGUUGUGGAGAAAGGAUACCAAAUGUUUGCCAUUGAUUCUCUGUCUGCGGGAUCCCAAAUUGUUUUUAACUAUACAACUCUAAUAAGAAGUCAAAAAAGCGGAGUUUUGGACCUUCCAGCUUUUCUCACCUUCUCCAACUUAUCACAGAACGAUGUCAGCAUGUUUGGUCCAUUGAGAGCUAAUCUGACGCUUCGUGUUAAUUCCACAGAGAAGAUUCAUCCAAACCACGGUGUGCACUUUGCUGGAUUUGUUGCUGGGUUUUUUGUUUCUUUUGCACUGCUUUUACUGGGCUUUCUGGCUGUGAACUUGAUUGGUCCGAGAACCAGACUGAAUCUUCUUCAGCAAAAGAAAAACAGGAGCAUUCCAGACCCUGAGUAUGCAGACUGCAACUUGACUGAGACUGUUAAAGAUGAGGCAACUUUCGAAGACAAAAUUGUUGAUAUCAUGGUGCUGGAGGAACCACAGAACAUGAACCAGGCACUUGAGAACCUUGAAAUGGCCACACUGUUGCACGCCACCAACAGCCUGGAGACUACUCGGAUUCAGAUCUACAAGGAUGUUCUCUCUGUCCUGCUGGGAAGACUGCGGUCUAAUGGCCAUGUCAGCAUCCAAGCCCAGCAAAGACUUCUCAGCGUGCUCCAUGGGCAGUUGCUGGGUAUGGAGGGCCGGCUGAAGGAGGAACGAGGUGCCCGCAUGGCUGUGCUUGCAGCCAAGUGUAACCAGGAGACCCGGGAGGAGAUGGAAGCAGAGCAUCGGAAGGAGGCUGCAGAGAAGGCCCACGCUGAGCUGAUGUGUCAACAUGCAGAUCAACAGGAGCUCCUCCAGUGUAGUGUCCUGCUGGAGAAACAACACAAACUGAGCCAGGCUAACCUUCAGCGCAUUUUAUUGGUCCGCCAUGAAGAGGCCUCAGCAAAAGUCCAGAGGCAAAUUAUUGAGUGGCGGCGUGUGGAGCUUCAUAAGAUCUUCUCUGAGGAGCUGGAGGAAGCCACAAAGAUGGGCGAGUUGGAGAAGACUGCUGCUAAUAAUCUUCAGCACAGUUACCUUCAGUGUCAGGAUCUGCUGGAGGAGACUCUGGAUGUCAUCCUUGCCAAUUGGCGUUAUGUGCUAGCUGAGCGUCACGCACAGAGGAAGUUCCUGUUACACAGCCUGCACAGCCUCAAUGGUCUCAUUUCUGACACAUUCUCUGGCACCUCCAGCAACUUAGACAGGAUGUUUACGCACAUCAGAAGAGGGAGCAUAGUGCCUGCUGAACAGUUGACUCACCUCAAGGAAAAAGCCCAAAAGGAUCUGGUGAUGGUGAGGCAGAGACUGGAUGAUGCUUUGAGCCAAGAGAGGAGAGCCAUGCGCUGUGGACUUGUAAAGAAGAGAAGGGAGCUUAUCUCUGACAUGCUUAGGGUCCACGUGCAGAGACAGAAAGACUUGUCUGGCCUUUCUAAGAAUCAGGACGGGAACAUAGAAGUCGCCGAACAUCUGUCCUGUUGGAAGGACCUGCUGACAACUCAUAGCUUGGAGCUUGCUGAGCUCAUCAAUAAUUUAGACGAGGAAGCUGCUGCUGACAUUCGCAAGGUAACGAUGCGAGUAAUUCAGAGCUCCAUGGCAGAUGUCAAAGCCAUUCAGCCCAAUGCAACACAGGCCCUGCUCGCAAUCCUGCCACCAAGCGUUCAACAUUCACUGCUGCAGGUAGAAUCAGAAUCAGGCCAAGGAGGGAGCGCACUCCUGCAGAGCCAAGAGAGGCUGCAACAGGAAGGCAAAGCAGCCUUACACACUCUUAGCACCACAAGAGAGAGGCUUAACAGAGCCAUGGAGAGGGAGCUGCAAGAACAGAAGGAGCUCAGGGCUCACUGUAGAGCUUUCUUCAGGUGUUUGUGCUCAUCUCAGCUGACUCUGUCUGAGGACGAGCGCCUGGGGAUUAAACUUGAGUUCCAGAAGCAUCUUUCUGUCAUGGACCGAUGCCUCAUGCUGCCUCAUGCUGUUUCCAGAACUAAAGUCCACACCCACCUCACACUUUGGAGGAAGGACAAUGAACAACAAAUGGUGAAUCCAAAUUUGGGCAAGAAAGCCAGUCUGAAAACACAAAACAUGUCCAACGUAGUUCACUUACAGAAGAAGCUUCAAGACCAGAUCCAACUGUUUGAGGAGGAGAGGGCAAGGGAGAUGGAUAAUGGUGUCAUAAACAAGGUUGAGGAGGAGAUGAGGGAGGAGAGAGAGGAAUAUUUACGUGCGCAGGCUGACAGUCUGGCAGUGCAGAUGGCUGCCGUUCACUACCGAAAAGCUGAGAGGAGGACCAAAGCCUUGGAGACGUCCAGAGCACUACUCACUCUGCAAAGCCUGCUCAUUCAUCACCUUCAGGAGACAAAAAGUCUGACGAAACAAGAAAUGGCAUCAAGUAUACAAAGGCACUUCCUGGGCCUUGAGGAAGCAGAAAAACGACUUCAGGAGGAAAAUAGAGAGCUGGACCAGCUGGAAAGUGUUCACUGGUCAACUCAAACCCACGCAGAGGACAGUGAUUCAGCAGAGGAAUAUGAUGAGGAGGAGCUGUUCAGUCUGCAACCGGAGAGCCGAAUGUCAACCAUCCUUGAGGAGGCUCUUAAUAAGUGUCAUCAAGUAACCACUGUAUUGGCUACGAGGUUGCAGCAGAUGUCAACGGACAUUCAGACGAUGGAAGAUCUAAGAGAACAAAUGGCACUCAAGAGGCUCUAUUCAAACUGCGACCAGGACCUCCUUUUUGCAUCACAACUAGCAAAACAGUGCCAGAUGUCUGUUGAGAUUCUCCUCGAACUUCUCCGUCUACUGCUCCCCACAAUGUCCGAGAGUGAACUUCUUUCCAUCACUGAUGCUCUCUGUCCCAAACAGCAUCUUUGUUCCUCGUCCACAGACCAGGAGCAUUUGGCGCCGAAUCUGCACCUUCCUGUCAAACUGAAGGAGGACCUUGUACACAGAAGUAUGCUGAACAUGCCAAAAGUGGAAAUGGAACGAUCGCACAGACUGCGGGAAAAGAGGCAAAGCCUAAUGGAAAGACUUCUUCCCACUUCUCGUCUGCCACUUGCGGUAAAAGGGAAGGAGGACAGCUUUACGAAGGAACCGCUGCCCGUGUAUAAAUCAGCCAUCAAUGAAAACACACAGCGGCACAUUGAGGCUCCCAAUCAAAGCGACAAGGAACGAGGCAAUGAAACACUGCACAGCUCAGCUGAAGACAUGAUUCCAACCUCUGCCAAUGUGGAAGUGAUCUGCCAGCCCACUGGUGAAAGGCUGUUUGUCUUUCGAGAUCCAUCUCAAUCCCACAUUAGUAGCAACUCUCCCAAGAGAAAAAGGAAAAGGAACUUCCUCAAUUUCAAGAAAGGCUGUGUGGCUCCAACACCCCAAACGUGA
Messenger RNA from Nerophis lumbriciformis (worm pipefish), 4056 nucleotides. The record is from RefSeq and is a predicted model, not a curated record. NCBI's taxonomy places the organism in Eukaryota, Metazoa, Chordata, Actinopteri, Syngnathiformes, Syngnathidae.